UCGACAUUCCCCUCAUCUUGUAUCUUGCAUCUUGACACUCGUUUGGUCACUGGACAUGAUGGUGUCUUCGGCUACAUUCUAUACCAUGCUCAAGUAUGGCUUCGGCGUGACCAUCACAAUACCCGUCGUGCUCGCUGGUGCGCUGUGGUGGUUUCAGCGCCGGCUAAUCUAUCCCGCCGACUUCCCCGAGGGAUCACGGACAAUGGUGCCGAAGCCGACGGACGCAGCCAUGCCCUACGAGGACGUGACGCUGACGACGCCGGACGGGCUGAAGAUCCGGGCGUAUGUGAUUCCGGCGCGCGAGCGCAUCGUGGCGCUGCACGAGCUGCGCGGGCUGGACAGCGCCAAGCUCAAGCAGCGGGGAAUGGAGGAGGCGGCGGCAUGGGACGCCGUCAAGGACACGUCCGAGGCGGUCGAGUACGCGCGCUCGCGCCCGACGGUGGUCAUGUUUCACGCGAAUGCGGGGAACGUGGGCCACCGCAUCCCGCUCGCGCGCAAGUUUGUCUCGGAGCUCCACUGCAACGUCUUCAUGCUCAGCUACCGGGGGUACGGGCACAGCGAAGGCUUCCCCUCCGAAGCGGGGAUCAAGGUCGACGCGGCGACGGCGAUGGAGUAUAUCUCGACGCACCCGAUCUUGAGCAAAACGAAGCUUGUCCUGUACGGGCAGAGCAUCGGCGGCGCCGUCGUGCUGGACACAGCCGCCGCCUUCCCGGACAUGGUGUCCGGCGCGAUCAUCGAGAACACGUUCGUGAGCCUCGAAAGCCUCGUGCCGAGCGUCAUGCCCAUGCUCCCGCCGCUGCUCGUGCGCCUGCUGCUCAGCGAGCGGUGGGACGCGGCCACGGCGAUCCCCAAGAUCCGCAAGGACACGCCCAUCCUCUUCCUCUCGGGCCGGCGCGACGAGCUCGUGCCGCAGGCGCAGAUGCUUGCGCUGCGCGAGCUCCGGCGGCGCACCGGAGGCAAGUGCCGCUGGCGCGAGUUCCCCGAGGGUACGCACAACGACACGUAUGUCGCGCCGUCGUACUGGGAGGAGAUUGGGGCGUGGCUGCGCGAAGAGGUCGAGGGCGAGAAGGCGGAGAAGGUUUGAUAGGUAUGCGGUUAAUGCAUGGAGGAUGGUGAGCAG
Molecule: messenger RNA, 1120 nt
Organism: Cutaneotrichosporon oleaginosum
Lineage: Eukaryota; Fungi; Basidiomycota; Tremellomycetes; Trichosporonales; Trichosporonaceae
Source: RefSeq, a predicted model, not a curated record